This is a messenger RNA of Microplitis demolitor, 2311 nucleotides long. RefSeq lists its product as uncharacterized. Lineage: Eukaryota; Metazoa; Arthropoda; Insecta; Hymenoptera; Braconidae. Bases 476 to 2008 code for a protein of 510 amino acids. The transcript has 2 exons. The record is from RefSeq and is a predicted model, not a curated record.
CGACCCGGACAUCUCAUACUCACCAUGCUCAUUUAAUUACUGAUUUAUUACGCGAUUAUAUCAAACGCCGCACGUUUACUUGCCGUUAUUGAAUCAUCAGCUCAAAUCACAUUCACGUGCUCGCAGAUUUUACUGAUGCGGGUAAAGGUUUUAAGAUGGAAUUCUGGAAAUCCGGGCAGCUGUCAUAUCAGUUUAUUGUUAAAUUCAUUUGAUAAUAGACAAUUUUUUUCUGUUUUGUUGUAUUUUUUACCCACACACUCAGUGAUUAAACAUAACGGUUUUAGAAAGUCAUCGACUGGGCGACGUCUUCCUACAGGUCGCUCAAGUUCAUUUUAGCUCUGGGUCAUUGGUUUAACAUUUCUAGCUUUAGAAAAAAAAUUACAUAUAUAUAUUUAAUGUAAAGUACACUUGUCACUCUGGUGUCUGCUCAUGGCAAAUGUGAUACGCUUUUAGUCACGCGAUAACGAAAAAAAAAAUGCGGAUACUCUGGCUGUUGAUUUUUUGGAUCGCCAUUUGUCAAGGACAAUUAAAUUAUGAAGGAAAUCCAUUAACAGAAAAUACCGAGUACACUGCUGAUGAAACACAUUAUCAUGUAAAUUAUGACAGGAGAAAAUUAAAUAAUACGACAGAUCCACACGCACCGGCGACUAUUUAUUUCCAUGAUAAUAAAAACACCUCGAAUAUGUCAAUUAACGUGGGUUUAAAUAAUAAAGCUGGUGAGCAGUCAUCAAAAGCACCUAGUAAUUUACAUGCAAGCUCAGUGGGUACAUUGACGCAUCAAGUGUCUUCAGUAAACCCGUCAAUCAAAGCACACGAUUCUACGUCUACUAUGCAAAUACAAUCACGGCAAUACUCGACAGAUCAAAGUGGUAAUUUUAAUAAAAUGCAAGCCACGUCCCGGCAAAUCGGCUCAUCAUCAGUCAUCUCCAACGAUGCGCUUAGUAAUUUUUUAAAUUCACGAACUCCCGCUGAAUCCCAGUACGCUUUAGAUAAUUACUUGCAGAUGACAUCCUCUCAAGUAGACACACAAGUCAAUCCCGUUAAUGUCGACAGCACUAAAUAUUACCAGGUUUUACCUUCAGCGUCAUCGUCAUCAUCAAUGGACAUUAAUCAGCAAUCAAGUAACGGACAAGUUGACAAUGUAUCUAAUCUACAGUCAGUUACAAGCAUGACAACAAUUUCCGACACACAACCUGAGCCACAAAUUUAUCAAACGUAUCCAUUGUAUCAGCCAACGUUACAGAGUCGCCAUGAUUACAUACCAAGAAUGAGACGACGUCCUUAUUAUCGUAACUCGAUUAGCAGAUAUCGUCAACGUAUACAACCACGUCUAGGUCAUGGUUACAUUGGCAAGGGACCAGGACUAGGUCCUCCGCCGAUUGGACUAGGUCCUGGACCAGUCGGACUGGGACCUGGACCUGGGCCCGUUGGACUAGGACCUGUAGCUACAGGCCCCAUGGGAUUAGGCCCGAUACCUUAUGGGUCCAAGCCCGAAGUGAUUUACACGAAACCACCGGGAGCAAGUCCCGGUUACGCACCAGGAGCGCCAAUAAAUAAUUCUCCAUAUGAAGACGCCAGUGCUCAUUUCUCUGCUCUAAAUCAUCCGCCUCCACCCAAAGACAACGUCUACUACUCUCAACUCUAUGCCCAGUCUUAUGACCCUCAUUACUACAAUUACAUCGCCAAGACGGGGAAAAUAAAGCCCUGGCUCUACGGCAAGAUGGGUCGUCACCCAGAGGAGACGAGUUUCUGGGGCGAGCUGUUCCAGAGUUUUAUGAAACAUGGAAUGAAAAAUAUGAUGAAUCCAAUGUUCCUUCUAGGGCUUUCCAUACCCGCGAUAACACUGAUGCUGUCUGCGAUCGUGCCCAAGCGCUCUUUUGCUAGAUCAUCAAAUAAUUACGGUGAUUAUCUAAGUGAAGAAAAAAUAAACGAGCUUGCGGACAAAGUACGCAAGGCUAUUAAGUGUUACGAGAGUAAUAAAUUCAGUGACAGUAGCAAUUGUUGGUAGUUAUUUUACAUAUUUAUUUAUUUAUUUAUUUAUUACGUGAUUUUAAAGUGCAAUUACUAUAUUUAUUAUCUACGAAUGCAUGUUCCGUGGAGUGAAUUAAUAACUUUAAAUAACCUAUCCAAGUACUGAUUAAAGACAGAGGUUCAGGGUCGUAAACCUUGUGGUCAAUUCGGCGCCAUUAAGACACCAGACCGUUCACCAAUAAAUUACUAUAUAAAAUUAUUUUAAUUAGACAAUUUAAAGCCUAACCUGUGGGUCAUGAGACCCAGACAUUACCUCUACUAUACUCUAGCUUUACCAACU